This is a messenger RNA of Eremothecium sinecaudum, 1296 nucleotides long. It is a transcript of the gene ABF1, whose product is annotated as DNA-binding protein ABF1. The record is from RefSeq and is a predicted model, not a curated record. Gene Ontology annotation, molecular function: DNA binding. Bases 1 to 1296 code for a protein of 431 amino acids. The transcript has a single exon. Gene Ontology annotation, biological process: chromatin remodeling. NCBI's taxonomy places the organism in Eukaryota, Fungi, Ascomycota, Saccharomycetes, Saccharomycetales, Saccharomycetaceae. Gene Ontology annotation, cellular component: nucleus.
AUGUCGCUAUAUGAAUAUAAGCAUCCGAUUAUAAAUAAGGACUUAGCAUCAACAGAUGAGCGAAAGUCUUUCCCAACUUUAGAAUCUUGGUACGAUGUUGUCAAUGACUAUGAGUUCCAAGCAAGGUGUCCAAUAAUAUUGAAGAAUUCGCAUAGAAGCAAACACUUUACUUUUGCUUGUCAUCUGAAAUCAUGUCCUUUUAAAGUUUUGUUAUCUUAUAGUGGUGGUUCAGGUUCACAAGCAUCUCAUGGUGAUACUGGAGGGCCGAUAUCACCAAACGGUGGUUCUAUGGAACGCGAUAAGGAUGUGAGUGAAACAGGGGUUGAGGAUGAAAAGAAGGUAAAUGUUGAAGACGAUGUUAGUGCAGCUAUUGCGGCAGCAGUGGCAGCAGUUGCAAAUACAGGAUCUCAGCAUAAUGAAAACAGCAUGAAAGGUCCGUUUACGGUUACGAAGAUCGAACCGUAUCACAAUCAUCCACUGGAAACUAAUUUAAGCUUAUUCAAGUUUGUUCUGACGAAAAUUCCUAAGAUAUUACAGAAUGAUCUGAAAUUCGAUUCCAUUUUAGAAACUUUAUGCAACGAGGAUGAUAAUACUGUUGCUAAGUUCAGGGUCUCACAAUAUGUGGACGAAUCUGGUAUUCUAGAGAUAAUUAAAGAACGUUAUGGCUUGACGGACCAGGAGCUGGACAAAAAGCUGCUGGCGCAAAUUGCUAGGCGGAUAACAACAUACAAGGCGCGCUUUGUGCUAAAACGAAAGAAACAAGGCCCAUAUGCUAUGUCAUCAUCUCAUGAUAUGACAGGUAACGAUGAAGAUGAUGUAGAUGUACAGGUACCGGAACAUGUACGCCAUCAUGUACAUCAUCACGUACAUGCUAAUGUAGAUGCAGCAGCAGUUGCAGCAGCAGCAGCUAUGUCUGUGGACGGUGGUAAACAUGGAUUGGAUGCCAUGGAUGAGCAACCCAAGAAGAAGAUGAGGUCGAAUAAGAUUUCUAAUGCAGUUAAAAUGGGUACUCGGGGAUCGUUGGUGGCAGACCACCAUCAACAAGAUACUGUAAACGGGGAUGUUGCUGAUCAGGACGUUGAUAUUGACUCAGAUAUGCAUCACCAUCACCAUCAUCACCAUCAGCACAAGGAAAUGUCGCCACAUGAUGAAAUGGCAGAGCAAUUAAGAUUACUCUCAUCGCAUUUAAAAGAGGUCGAAGCUCAAGAACAUGGCAACGUCGAUGUUGAUCCUGAAAUAAAAAAGGAUGAUGAUAUUGCCGACGAAAAUAUCCAACCGGAAUUGAGAGGACAGUAA